CCCAGAGAGCCACAGGAACAUUUCGCAGCUUGUCCGCAACCACGCUGACGAUGCCCCUGCCCGCUCACCCGCACAUCAGCCCGCAUGCAGCGAAGUCCGUCGUGGCCGCGUCGACGGCGGCCCUCGGUGCGCUCACCAUCGCUCUUCGGUAUUGGUACAGCAAACAGGGGCCCGGGGCGCACUCGGCGCUUGUUGGCGACCCUGCUACGGCCGCGAGACGCGUUACCGCGAGCGCGGAGGAUGAGUACGACUUUGACGAGUAUGACGUCGUGAUUAUCGGCGGGGGUACCGCGGGAUGCGCACUGGCGGCGCGGUUGACCGAGGACUCGUCUAUUCGAGUUAUGCUGCUCGAAGCAGGCAAGAGCUCUCUUGAUGAACUGUUUGCGACUGUCCCUGUGUCUUAUAGCCGAAUGUUCCAUACCACCCUUGACUGGGAACUGUGGACUACACCUCAGGAACACUCGGGUGGAGUGGCCAAGUAUUGGCCGAGGGGCAAACUACUAGGAGGCUGCAGCUGCCUCAACGCUAUGGUGUUCCACAUGGCCGCACCUGAGGAUUACAACGAAUGGGCCCUGGCUCAGAAGGGCCAGGAGGGGGCCAAUGGCUGGUCAUACAACGAGUUCCGAAAAUACAUGCUCAAAUUCGAGAAGUACCUCCCAAGCGCCAGACAUCCAAAGGUGGAUGCAUCCCUGCGCGGUGAAUCCGGACCUGUGGAAGUUGGCUUCUUCGGGCACCAGGCCGAAGGCACGCCUAAAUUUAUCGAGGCCUGUGCGAACGCGGGUAUCCCAGCAGUCCCGGACGUCAACACAGCUAGGGGGACCAUGGGUGUUACAAAAGUACUGACGUUCAUCAACUCAAGCGGCAGACGAGUGACAACAGAGUUCGCAUACCUGACUCCAGAAGUCGUCCGCAGGCCCAACCUGAAGGUCGUCACCCAUGCGCACGUCACUCGCGUCCUCUUCGACACCUCAGGUGCCACCCCUCGGGCUGUCGGCGCCGAGUUCACACAGCCUGGUGGAGAGACGUUCCGGGUCAAAGCCAGGAAGGAGGUCGUGCUCUCUGCUGGGGCAGUGCACACACCCCACAUCCUUAUGCUCUCCGGAGUAGGCCCGGCGGAGCACCUGCGCGAACACAAUAUUCUCGUCGUUGUGGACCUCCCGGGUGUUGGUUCGCAUCUUAUGGACCACCCCGUCGUUGAUCUGCACUUCCGCGACAAGUCCGAGUCGAGCAUCGCGUUCGUGGCGGGAAAGUCGCUCGCGUCCCAGCUGAAGCUCAUACCUGCGCUCCUGCAGUACCGCCUUAAGGGCAGCGGGCCUCUCACCUCCAACAUAUGCGAGGCGAUCGCGUUCGUGCGCUCGACGGACCGCAGCCUCUUCCCUCUAGAGGAGUUCCCGCCGGAGACGGAUCCCGAGGACACGACGUCCGGGCCCGGCGCGCCUGACCUUGAGCUCUUCUUCACGCCGCUCACGUACACGAAGCACACGGGUGGCGCACUCCCGCCAGGUCACUACUUUGGGCUGCACGCAGUGCUCCUCAGGCCAUCCAGUACGGGCACCAUCAGGCUAAAGUCAAACAACCCCUACGACGCCCCCAUCAUCGACCCCAAGUACCUCUCUACCCAACACGACGUCUCCGUGCUCGUACGCGCCCUGCGCCUCCUCUCCCGCAUCGCGCACACCGCCCCUCUCUCGGACAUGCUCGACCCCGUCGCUGCAGACGAUCCCGCACUCGACCACGCGCUGCACACCCGCGACGACUCCGCGCUCGCGGAGCGCGUGCGCCGUACGGCGGAGACGCUGUACCACCCCGCAUGCACCGCGCGCAUGGCGCAGCGCGCGGAAGGCGGCGUUGUCGACCCGGCGCUGCGCGUGUAUGGCGUUGAGGGGCUGCGUGUUGUGGACGCGAGCGUGUUUCCGACGAUUGUUAGUGGACAUACGGCUGGGCCGGUCAUCGCGGUUGCGGAGAAGGGCGCGGAUUUGAUUAAGGCCGAUUUGGCCAAGCCUAAGGCGUGAGCUGGGGAACAGGGCGGAGCGUCACCUGUAGUUAACGGGGUGCUACGAACAUGCGUUAUUUUCUGCGUGCGCGGACCCUGGAUUGAUUCCAGACCGCUGUAAUGUAUAUUAUACUGACAAGAAUUUUCAACCUUGACAAAUUC
Molecule: messenger RNA, 2155 nt
Organism: Trametes versicolor FP-101664 SS1
Lineage: Eukaryota; Fungi; Basidiomycota; Agaricomycetes; Polyporales; Polyporaceae
Product: GMC oxidoreductase
Exons: 11
Coding region: 51-2012 (653 amino acids)
Molecular function (GO): flavin adenine dinucleotide binding; oxidoreductase activity, acting on CH-OH group of donors
Source: RefSeq, a predicted model, not a curated record